Molecule: messenger RNA, 3383 nt
Organism: Nasonia vitripennis (jewel wasp)
Lineage: Eukaryota; Metazoa; Arthropoda; Insecta; Hymenoptera; Pteromalidae
Gene: Prp40
Product: pre-mRNA-processing factor 40 homolog A
Exons: 8
Coding region: 91-2559 (822 amino acids)
Biological process (GO): mRNA cis splicing, via spliceosome
Cellular component (GO): U1 snRNP; U2-type prespliceosome
Molecular function (GO): protein binding; RNA binding
Source: RefSeq, a predicted model, not a curated record
CUGAAUAUAUGCUGAUGGCUGCUGCGGCCUGCCAAGUGCCAAUAUCAGUGGUGAAGCCCGGAUCGGCGUUUCUACUCCGAAUCUUGGAAAAUGGCUUCCAGCGAUGGAAUUCCACCACCGGCAGUUCCUGGUUUUCCACCAGCACCACCUGCAUUUGUACCUCCAAUGAUGCCAGCAGCUCCAUUCAUACCUCCUCCAAAUAUACCUCCAGGUCCUCCAGGAAUAAUGCCGCCACAGUUUUCUAUACCUCCACCAGGAUUCGGGUUUCCUUUAGCAGGUCCUCCAGAUCCAAGCGUAAUAGUUGCUCCUCCACAUAUUACAGCACCUGGUGUGGCUCCUCCUGCACCUACAGCUGCAGAUAUUGCAACAAAAGCUUUGGCAGAGAAAAAGUGUGAUUGGACUGAACAUAAAGCACCUGAUGGUCGUACAUAUUACUAUAAUAGUGUAACAAAGCAAUCUUUGUGGGAAAAGCCAGAUGAACUGAAGUCCCCAAGUGAACUGUUAUUAUCACAAUGCCCAUGGAAGGAGUACAAAUCAGAAAAUGGUAAAGUUUACUAUCACAAUGUUAAUACUAAGGAGUCCAGAUGGAUUAUUCCACCGGAAUUGGAAGAGUUGAAAACCAGAAUCGCAGCAGAAGAAGCUGCAGCCGUAGCAGCAGCUGCUGUUGCUAGUGCUACAAAUACUGGUGGUGUACCUUUGCAUCAUUUAUCCCCUAGUUUGGGUGUGAUGACAACCACUAGUACUCCCGAAUCAGGAGGUAAAUCUGCUAUUGAGCAAGCAAUGGCGGCUACUUUGGCAGCUAUAAAUCUUCCAACACCACCAUCAAAAGCAGAUGAAGAUAGUAAUUCUGCGAAAGGUUCGGCAGGUGGUAGUAGAAAUAGUACACCUGAACCAAAAAUGCAAUUCAAAGAUAAAAAGGAAGCAAUAGAAGCUUUUAAAGAAUUACUCAGGGAGCGAGAUGUUCCAUCUAAUGCAACGUGGGAACAAGCAGUCAAAAUGAUCCAGAAUGACCCGCGUUAUCCUCAAAUGAAAAAGUUGAAUGAACGAAAGCAAGCAUUUAAUGCUUAUAAAACCCAAAAACUGAAGGAAGAAAGAGAACAGGAAAGAUUGCGGCUCAAGAAGGCAAAAGAAGAUUUAGAACAAUUCUUAUUAGACAAUGAACGAAUGACAAGUACAACUAAGUAUUAUAAGUGUGAAGAAAUGUAUGGAAGUUUAGAAUUAUGGAGAGCAGUAGGUGAUUCAGAUCGUCGUGAUAUAUAUGAAGAUGUUAUUUUUAAUUUAGCAAAACGAGAAAAAGAAGAAGCGAAGCAAUUAAAAAAACGCAAUACGAAAAGAUUAGCUGAAGUUUUGGACAUUAUGACGGAUGUCACGUAUAAGACGACUUGGCAAGAAGCUCAGGCUUUACUUCUUCGGCAUUCAGCUUUUGCAGAAGAUGCAGCUUUAUUGCAAAUGGACAAAGAAGAUGCUUUAUUAGUGUUUGAAAAUCAUAUUCGACAGUUGGAAAAAGACGAGGAAGAAGAGAAAGAACGCGAAAAGAAACGAAGAAAACGUCAGGAACGAAAAAAUAGAGAUGGAUUCAUAAGUUUAUUAGAUGAACUACACGAACAAGGAAAACUGACAUCGAUGUCUUUGUGGGUUGAAUUAUAUCCUAUGUUGUCUGCAGAUCUCAGGUUUUCAGCUAUGCUUGGACAACCAGGUUCCACGCCUCUAGACCUUUUUAAAUUCUAUGUUGAAGAUCUUAAAUCGCGAUUCCACGAUGAAAAGAAAAUUAUACGGGAAAUUUUAAAAGAAAAGAAUUUCGAAGUACAAGUCAAUACAACUUUCGAAGAAUUUGCUACUGUUGUUUGUGAAGACCGGAAAUCGGCUACGUUGGAUGCAGGUAACGUGAAAUUGACGUAUAAUCUGCUACUGGAAAAAGCCGAAGCUAGAGAAAAAGAACGCGUCAAGGAAGAAACGCGAAAAUUCAAAAAACUAGAAACCGGCUUCAAGAAUUUACUAAAAACUAUCGAAGUUAACCAUCAAAUGGCGUGGGAGGAUGUUCGAACCAAAUUAGAGGAAGAGCCUGAUUUUAAAGCUAUUACGCUUGAAAGUGAAAGGAUUAGAAUUUUUAAGGAAUAUCAGCACGAACUUGAAGAAAGUUGCAGCCACCAUCACAUCAGGAGUAAAAAGAAGAAAGCGAAAAAACCUAAGAGAAGAUCACGGUCAAAGUCACAUAGCGAAUCCGAAGGAAGUGACAAAGGAAUGAAAAAGAAAAGACAUAGGUCACGAUCCACUAGCGUUGUUAGCAAAUCCGAUAGUUCAGAGUCGGAUGCACGAAAGACCAAGAGGAAAAAGAACAAGAAAAAGCGCGGAAGAAGUCAAUCUAGAUCAAUUUCGAGGAUCCCGUCGUCAGAAGAAUCCCCAGAUAGAAGAAGAAAGGAGGACAAGCAUCGCCGGUCAUCUGCUCAGAGUGAAGGUUCUAUCAAUGAGAAUGCGCAUCAAGAGCUAUCAGAGGAUGAACUUGAAAAGCAAAGAGCGCAAUUACUGCGAGAACUUCAAAUGCAACACGAAGAAAAUUGAUAAUCUAUUAUCAAGGAAAAAAUUAUAAACGGUUCAUAGACAAAUGCACCGUUAUAUAAUUAUUUUCUUAUGCAUUGAAUCAUGCAUAUUAUAUGCUUUUUGUAUUUAAAAAAUUACAAAUUACUGAAUGUUAAUUUUAUUUACUUAAAAAAAUUCUUUAGUAUUCGUGAACUGCCUAAGAUUAUCGAGAAUCACACUUUUAUUUUGAUUAAAAAACCCAUUAUUGAAGUUUAAAAAAUACGGUAAAACUUUGAAUUAUUAUAAAAUUAAUUCUGUCAAUAUUUGACUAAAUGUUUAUAUUUUUAAGCAGUUUGCUAAUAGUAAAUAAGAAUUUAGUUUAUAAGAGGUUUUUCUUGUAAUUGUAUUUGGUAUAGAUGCAAAAAUAGAUUUGUACAUUAAAGACAACGCGAAGUAAUAUUUUAUAAGAUGUCAGAAAAAAAGUUAUUUAACCAUUAUGAAUUUGUAUUGUGCAUAACUUGUUCUGAUACGUGACAUAAUGUAAAUAAAGCAUACAUUAACUAAAACUGCGUUUUGGAAUGUUAUCAAGUUUUUCUUCAAUUUUUUUCACUUUUGACUUGUGGAAUUAGCAUUCGGUUGUAAUUAUAGAAUAUUGGCUUUUCAACCGUUAUUUAUUUAUCGUUCGACGGUGAUACUACUUUUUCUUUAAAUUUAUAUUUAUAUAGAAAAUACAUAAACUUUGGUAAAUAUACGUGAUUACAUGCAGAAUUAAAAACUGACACUUUCGUAUAAUUGUGCAACAAAGCUUUUUGCCGUGGAAGAUCUGUUCCACGACAUGUUGUCUAUUAAAUUUGUACUAAAAACAA